Messenger RNA from Eriocheir sinensis (Chinese mitten crab), 2439 nucleotides. Its product is annotated as CDK2-associated and cullin domain-containing protein 1-like. The transcript is spliced from 7 exons. Gene Ontology annotation, molecular function: ubiquitin protein ligase binding. The coding region runs from base 418 to 1239 and encodes 273 amino acids. NCBI's taxonomy places the organism in Eukaryota, Metazoa, Arthropoda, Malacostraca, Decapoda, Varunidae. The record is from RefSeq and is a predicted model, not a curated record. Gene Ontology annotation, biological process: ubiquitin-dependent protein catabolic process.
CCUCCCAGUCUUCUCCCUCCCUUGUGUGUCCAGUGUUGUGCCUCUCAGCUGAUCUCAAUGGUGGUGGUGUGCUCUGGUGUGCUGCCUCUAGUAAAAGGAAAAGGGCCCUUGAAACUGGUUAAAUAGUAAGGCAUUGGUCAUCUCUGUGGAAGCCAAAGAAGAGGAGAGUAACUCGUGGGGGCCAACAGCUCUUCCUGACACAUCCUGAUAAGCGGGGACUUCUUCCUGUCUUCCUUUAUUCCUUGCUCUUAGACAUGCCAGAUCCUCCUACGGGUGUGAGGCAAAGCAGUGGUCAUCUCUAGAAGCCAAAGAAGAGGAAAGUAACUCGUGUGGGCAAAGAACUCUUCCUGACACAUCCUGAUAAGCUGUCUUUAGAGGAUGAGCUGGUGUGAGUGGAAAGCUUGCUAAGGGAGUUGAAUGGGGACUGCAAUGGAGGACAUGGCUGGAGGCUCAAUGGGAGGCCAUAAAUCCCUGAGCCUCUCUGCCAAGCCGGCCACAGACAUCCCACGGAGGCCACUGGCACUCACGAACAUGACGAGUGAAGAUUACUGCAACACCUACUGGCCUCAGCUGCGGAGUGCCAUUGACAAGCUACUAGAGGGCCCCCCGCCUCCUCAACACAUGGGACCGGUCAUUGAGUUUGAGCCCAUGUACUCGGCGGCAUACAAGUGUGUCUGUCAGCAACACUCAGAAACGCUCUUCAGUGACCUCAUGUCCCAUAUUCAGAGGCAUUUUGCUGGAAUCGCUGUGCAGUUGCAGAAUGAAGAGGAGAGUCAACUGAUUGACCACUGUUUCUAUGUUAUUCAUCAUGCCAUGUAUAGCCUUGAUGGGAUUAUUCCAGUUUUUACAUAUUUGAAUAAAGUCUAUGUUUCAACUAAGCUGUCUUCAAAUCUACGAACAGAAUUGCAAAACCUAUUCUGCAAAACUGUCAUUGAUCCAGUUAUUGAUAAGCUAGUAGCCAUAGUGAGGCAGACAAAUGAAUUGCGGCCAUUCUCUGUAGCCCCCCACGUCAUAGCUUCCGUCAUUAAGAAUCUGCACAAGCUUAAUCCAAGCUAUUCACAAAAGUAUCCACAGGUAUUUGCUGGGUACAUUCCUGGCAUUCUUCCUGCGAUGCGAGAACAUGAGCUCUCUGGAUAUAUAGACGAGACUCGAGAACUGCAAGCAACUUUACGCCAGUUCUGGAUGACUUCAAAUACUCAAGGAAGGAAGAGGUGUUUAGAUGAAGAAAUGCCCAGUUAGCAUCUUCUUCAUUUAGGAUUAAGAAAUUGCAGAGUCCAGUGAAAGCAUCAGUAUAUUCACAAUCCUUACUGUCAUGUUUAGAUUUACCUCUUCUUUUGUACAAGGCAUUUAAUGGAGUAAUGGUGAUGCUGAGGUUUUCACAUAUCCUAUAUAUUAACACUGCCUUAAGGAAGACAUGAGAAUUUAAACAAUUAUAAAAUAUUUUCCUAGUUCAUCUCAUCAUCUUCAUUAUCAUCACCAUCAUUAUCAUAAUCUGUUCCCUGCUCUUAAGUAGGUCAAACUGCAGUAUAGUUUAUGAACAUAAAAUAUGGUGUAUGAAUCGUAAUGUGUGGCACUGGCAACCCUAUAAUUCUCUCUCUAUUUGUGGUGCAAACAGCCUUAUGACCUCAUGUCAUUCAGGAAGUGAACAGUUUCAUCUGGAAAUCUGAUCUCAACUUUUUGUCUGUUAAAGAUCACAAUCUCAGUACUGAAGGACUGAGAUUAUGAUCUGAAAGUACUCGGUACUUUCAGUGGCCCAUUAUUUGUAUAUACAUAUUCCUAAACCAGUGGCUGUGUAACAGAAAUAUUCACAUGUGUGCAUGUCCAUGGUCUGCAUUUGCAUACUGCAAAAGGCAACUGAGAAAUACCAGUGUAAGCAUGUGAAAUUGUUUUGUAUUGCCUCGCACUUGCUUGACUGAUGUGUUUACAAGCUAUGAGAAGCUGAAAGGUUUAGACUAAAGCUUUAAGAAAAGCUGGCAAGCUGAAAAUUAGAAGGCAUAAGUGAUGACAAAAUAUUGUAAGAGUUUGAAUGGAAGAAACUUAGGGGAUUUUUGUUAUAUAUUGACAAUAUAAGGAGACAUGUCACAUCAAGAAACUAUAGCAUCAGCAUAUAUCUAAAUUCUAUCUAAGGUUUGGGGUUCAUUUAAAUCAGUUGAAAUUCAUUGUCUUGAUGGGAGUGGCCCAUUGAAUGGAUAGUUUGUCCUUAUUGUUUGAAGCAUGAAUUUCAAUAUAAAAAAAAGUCUUUGAGCUUGAUAUCUUGUCACAUGUAAAGGUGACAACAGGAAAGCCCUUAUCUUUACUUUACAUGCUUCCUGUUAAUCUUUAUUCUAUCUAGUUAUGUAUUACCAACACAUUUUCUUUACCUGUAAUGUGUAUAAAACAACUACUCUAUAUAUGGUUAAAAACCUUUAAUGGAUCUAUAAUAUAAUUAGUAAAUACGUA